Messenger RNA from Guyanagaster necrorhizus, 837 nucleotides. RefSeq lists its product as uncharacterized. The transcript has 3 exons. The coding region runs from base 63 to 725 and encodes 220 amino acids. The record is from RefSeq and is a predicted model, not a curated record. NCBI's taxonomy places the organism in Eukaryota, Fungi, Basidiomycota, Agaricomycetes, Agaricales, Physalacriaceae.
CGUAUAUUUCCGCUCACUAAACACAGCGAGGCUGAUGCCAUGAGGUGCUAUCACGUUUUCCAAUGAACACUACGACACCUACUCAAGAUACACAGAACACGCCUCUAUAUUCCACUGGGGACUCAUCAGAAGUGCACACCGUCGCAAACGAGAGUAGUGCUAGCAGGGGAUCUCCCUCCUCUUUAGUCGGCCGCUUCGCUAUAUUGACCGCCUUCAUCGUUCCGAUGACGUUCAUACCAUACCUAUUGACGAGGGGUCAUGUAUCGUCCUUGCGUAGGCAGAUCCUGGAAUUGGAGAAAUGUAAUCGUGUGAUGCGACGAGAGCUCUCUUUGGAGAGUUCACUACAUAGCGAAGAGCAUAGACGUCUUAGGGGUCUCGUCCAGGGUAUCAAAGAGGAACUCGGAGUGCUGCAGGAUGUUUCAUUGGAGAAGGAUGCCAAGCAUGUAAAGGAGGGUGAAGAGGUUCGGAGCGGGCUCCAGAGUCUGUUGGAGGAAGUUCGGGAUUCUCGAAGCACUCAGAGUGCAACAUCAAAGGCACUGGGAACUUCACUUGCAGAUAUCGCGGCAUUCAUGCAAGAACUGGAGCUCGUCAUGGGUCUUCAGGGCACUGUUAACGGGGGCCAUGUACAUGAAGAAAGAGUGGAUAGAUUACGGCAACUUGCGUUCCGUCUGUCAGCUCAGCGUACUGAUGCCAGAUCAAGCAGGGUGGCACAUGAGUCAGAUUAAUGGUGUCUUCGUAUCACUACCUAGUCCAAGGUAGAUACAAAUGUACAAAUGUACUUGUAGCAACCAAGAUGCACACAGUGAUUUUCGGUCCCGACUGUUUCAAGCGACGGAC